Messenger RNA from Colletotrichum gloeosporioides, 1416 nucleotides. RefSeq lists its product as uncharacterized. Lineage: Eukaryota; Fungi; Ascomycota; Sordariomycetes; Glomerellales; Glomerellaceae. The transcript is spliced from 2 exons. The record is from RefSeq and is a predicted model, not a curated record. The coding region runs from base 1 to 1416 and encodes 471 amino acids.
AUGACUGACGAAAUCUCUCCCGAACGCCGUCGAAUCAUCGAGUGGAUUGACUGCAUCACCGACAGUCCACCCGAGCCCAUUAUCUCGACCGACAACAAAUCUUCAUCAGCCGCGCCCGCCGACAACAAGCUCAAGCGUCGGUGGCCUUGGUCGCCCUCGUCUUCGAUCGAGAUGUCGUCGCCAACCAAACGACGACGAGAAUCGCAGUCAUCAUCCCUCGCCUCUUCAUCGCACAGCCAUACAACCGACAAUGUGGACACCCCACGCGCGGGCAAGAGCCAACGUCCUAACCUGCCCGCCCGAACACCCUCCCAGGCCAGCAGAGCCAGCAAAGCCAGCAGCGCCUCGCGCGUCUCCCCUACGAAACAAAUUGCCAACCGACAGAACAAGCCCUGGCCCGUCCUCGUCCAACAAUACGACCCCGAUGAGCCCGACAUUCCGCCCUCCCUGCGACGUGUAUGGACGGCUUUGUCCUCGUUUGGUCUCGGGAAAGGUAUCAUCUCCAGGUCCAAAAAGGACGAAAUCGCACAAGCCAAAGAGACGUCAGCGCGGUUCGACUCGAUAGAUGGAGACUGGUUCUUUGACGAGAACUCCACGAGGGACCAGCUAGGGCCUUCGCCGACCGUCGCACAAGUCACGAGUAUGCUCGACGCCGCAAAGACAUGCGCAAAUGAGAAGUACGACGAGGCUUCAUGGAAUUCGUGCCUGCACCAGCACAUUCUCCAGCUUGCCUUGCCCAUGAUGAGCGCAAAGCAGGAUAACGUCUUUUUUUUGCCUUGGUACGUCAAGCCCACCUGUCGAUGCCUCUUGCAAUCCUGCCUGUAUGCCCAGCUAACCAUCUCUCUUAGUGCGACGGCUAAGAUCCUCGACACAUACAUCGAUUCUCGCGGCCCCGCCCGAAAGGUCGACUUCUGCUUCGUGAUGGAGCCUGGCCCGCAGGCGGCUCAGGCCAUCACCGCGAUCCAGCACGAGGACGACCUGUUCAGCGCGUCUAUCAACCACACCGAUUAUACCCCAUUCCGCCGUCGCCCCAUCGUCUUGAGCAUCGAAAGCAAGGUGGAGGGCUCGGGGAUCAACGAUGCCCAGGCUCAGCUUCUUAUCUGGCUUGAGGCCCAGUGGCGCCUACUGCGCCGGCUAGCGAGCCGCGGCGACACUCCCCGCCCUCUGCCCGAUUUCCUCCCCGCCAUCAUCAUUGAAGGUCACAAGUGGUACUUCCUGGCUUGUCCGAAUAAGGAGAAAAAAACGGUUCUGUGGUCGGAGCUUUUUCUUGGCUCCACGCAGCACGCCAUCGGCGUCUACUCGAUUGUUUGCUGUUUGCAGUACCUCUCUCGCUGGAUCACAGACGAGUAUUGGCCGUCUUUCCAACGCAUCUUGUCUACUCCCACACCUCCUGCGACACCUGAUUCGACUGGUUGA